GAUUGGUGAACGGCACCUCGGCUGACGCGUCGUUUAGAGCCCAUUGCGCUGCUCGCCGGCUUUCUGCCUCGGAGUCUAUUCAACCACAGCACGUGUUUCUCUCCUCGCUGCUCGCACGCUCUCGCAGCUGCAGCUUGCUUUUGGCUAUCGUCCUCGUGCAACAGUGCUAUGCGCCUCUGCAACGCUCGCGACUCUUAGACGCUGCCGGAUAGUUUUCUGAAGGGAAGAGCAAGCAUGGCACCCAACACCACGAGCGAUUUAGCAGCGACCGGUGUGCUUUAUGAGGACGACCAGCUAGAAGACAGCCCGGCGGUCGCUAGGAAAGCCGACAAAGUCGAGGCCAAAGAGCCGUUCAAAGCCGAAUGGAUUUGGCUGCACGUGAUUUUCAUCGCUGCUCUGCACGUCGGCUCGCUAUACGGGCUAUACCUUAUCUUUAGUUCGGCGAAAAUUCAAACGACGUUACUUGCGUUUAUCCUGUAUCCGGUCUGCAUCUUGGGAAUCACUGCCGGUGUACACAGACUUUGGUCUCAUCGAGCAUACAAAGCCAAAUGGCAACUCAGAGUUAUUCUUACAUUCUUCAAUACCAUUGCUUUCCAGCGAUCCGUUUUGACUUGGUCAAAAGUACAUCGACUUCAUCAUAAAUACAGUGACACUGAUGGUGAUCCACAUAACUCUAGGAGAGGCUUAUUUUUCUCGCACAUGGGCUGGGUAAUGAUGACCAAACAUCCCGAUAUAAUAGAGAAAGGAAAAGGAAUAGAUAUGAGUGACUUGGAAGCAGAUCCGAUACUUAGAUUCCAAGACAAGUACUAUUGGUACUUGAUGCCAUUGUGUUGCUUCAUUCUUCCAACUGUCGUACCAGUUUAUUUUUGGAAUGAGUCUUGGGUCAAUGGUUUCUUUAUACCAGGUGUUCUACGUUAUUUGUUUACCAUCCAUAUUACCGCGCUUGUUAAUUCCUUCGGCCACUUUUAUGGAAACAAACCUUAUGACAGAAAUCUUCAACCAACGCAGAAUAAAAGUGUAUCUCUCGUAACAUUGGGAGAAGGUUGGCACAACUACCAUCACACUUUCCCGUGGGAUUAUAAAACGUCCGAGUUGGGAGAUUAUGGAGUGAAUUUCACUAAUGCCUUCAUCGACUUUUUCGCGUGGGUAGGCUGGGCUUACGAUUUGAAAAGCGUUUCAAUGGAUAUGAUUAAGAAACGAGUCCAGAGAACUGGUGACGGAAGUCACGAACUUUGGGGCUGGGGUGAUAAAGAUAUUACGAAAGAAGAUAAAGAAGUAACAAUUAUUACUCGAAAAUCAGAAUAAUUGAAUAGACAAUUAGACAACUGAUGGAUUACUAAGAAUAUUGCAAAAGCUAACAAGUGGCAAAUGACUCAGUGAACGCUUACCUUUCAAAUUGAUUUUGAGAGAAUUUGAAAAAACAUUAUGUUUUAAAGUAGGAAACACGAUUUUUUACCUAUGGAAGAUGAAAUUAUGAUUACUGUAAACGAUUAUUUCGUUUUAAUGAUAGAAGCGUCUAUGAAAUCGAAUAUUACAUGUACUUUACAAACAUUGUAAUUACGUUUAUUGAUUUUUUAUUAACAGUCACAAAUUUUUCUGAUUGACUCGUGCUAAGUAUAAAAUCUAGCAAUUUUCAACUAUGUAAUGUACAUGUGAAUGGCAAUAAAAAAAAUAAUUCAUUUCAACCAAACGAAAUGUUAAUG
Molecule: messenger RNA, 1703 nt
Organism: Phymastichus coffea
Lineage: Eukaryota; Metazoa; Arthropoda; Insecta; Hymenoptera; Eulophidae
Product: acyl-CoA Delta-9 desaturase-like
Exons: 6
Coding region: 235-1305 (356 amino acids)
Biological process (GO): unsaturated fatty acid biosynthetic process
Cellular component (GO): endoplasmic reticulum membrane
Molecular function (GO): iron ion binding; stearoyl-CoA 9-desaturase activity
Source: RefSeq, a predicted model, not a curated record